Molecule: messenger RNA, 525 nt
Organism: Acanthosepion pharaonis
Lineage: Eukaryota; Metazoa; Mollusca; Cephalopoda; Sepiida; Sepiidae
Source: the annotation of a GenBank genome assembly
AUGAAAGAUAGCUGGGAGCAGGAACUUGGCAGUUCUGUUUAUUUCUUCUUUCUUUCAUAUUGUAAAUAUAUUCCCUCCCCCUCAAUUUCUUUUCUCUCUUUUUCUUUUCUCUCACUCUUUCGUCAUAUAAAUGCUCUCCUCCUUGGUUUUUUUCUCUCUUUCCUUUGCAGUAUUUUCUCUUUCUUAAUUUCUUCUCUCUAUCUCUCUCCCUCUCACCUAAUAAAUUUAUUCUCUCUUCUUCAGUUCCUUCUCUCUGGAAUUCUCUCUUCCUUAAUUUCUUCUCUCUGUCUUUCUCCCUCUCCUAACUUAUUCUCUUUUCUUCUUCUUCUCUCUCUCUCUCUCACUCUAAGGAAUUCUCUCUUCGUUAAUUUCUUCUCUCUUUCUCUCUCUCCUAACUUAUUCUCUUUUCUUCUUCUCUCUCUCUCUCUCUCUCUCUGUCUUAAUUUCUUCUCUCUUUUAUUGUAUUUUCAGCUAAGGAAAUCUCUCUUCCUUAAUUUCUUCUCUCUGCCUUUCUCCCUCUCCUAA